Messenger RNA from Saccostrea echinata, 966 nucleotides. RefSeq names its product tetraspanin-9-like. The record is from RefSeq and is a predicted model, not a curated record. The coding region runs from base 124 to 966 and encodes 280 amino acids. Lineage: Eukaryota; Metazoa; Mollusca; Bivalvia; Ostreida; Ostreidae. Gene Ontology annotation, cellular component: membrane. The transcript has 7 exons.
AAUCGGAGGCAAAUUGUAAAUCUGAAGUCCCGUUCUGGUAUUGCUGCUCUCUCUUGUGUUAGUGUUUGGGACGGUGAUUUGAAAGUUUGCUAUAUUGACCUGGACAAAGCCAGAAGAAACAAAAUGAAUCUUUUAGGACGUGUUGGGAUGGUUUUUCUUGUUGUUAUUAAUAUUUUCUUUAUGAUCGCUGGAAUUGCACUGCUAAUUGGUGGAGCGAUCAUGAAUGAAAAAGGUGGAGCAUAUGCAGCACAAUAUAUGCCUUUGCUGGAAAAUAUUUCCAUCGGAUCAUUUAAAAUGGGAAGUCUUGUAAAGGCUCUUGCUGGAUUCGGAGUUUCUCUUGGACUCUUUGCCGUGGUUGUGGCUAUCAUUGGAAUAGCUGGUGCAAUAACACGGAUGAGACUUCUACUAAUAAUUUACGGAGCAAUCAUCAUAAUUAUUUUGCUGCUGGAAUUUGUUGCUUUGGGAGGAUGGUUCACUUUCAAACACGAGAUGGUUGCCUCCAUCAAAGACCAGAUGCUGAAUUUGAUCCAGAGAUACGACGGAAAUGCCGCAAACCAGCUAACUCGGGCCUGGAACUUUCUGUUCUUGACUUUCCAUUGCUGCGGAGUAAAUCCAGUCAUUCUAGGAAACGAUUUUGUAAGCAGCAUCUGGUGGCUAAAUCCUCUCAGAGGACAAUCUAUCAUACCAGGUCAUUGCUGUGUGGGAGCGGAUCCAAAUACUGCCGAUUUCAACAUCAAUCAAAUCUGUACCAUCAAUCCGUCAACAGUGACCGCUUAUAUCGACAGGGGUUGCUACAAUGAGAUGUCUAACAUUAUGAACCCAUACAGCAGUACAUUCAUUGCUACUGGAGUCGUGCUUGUGAUUAUCGAGAUCAUCGCAGUCAUUGCAGCAUUUGGAAUUCUGGGUCAGCUGAAAAAUGAUGUCGAAUAUGAAGUCAAUGAGAAAAAACGCGACAGAACAGCGUGA